UGUAGUUCUGUGGAGAGUGAAACAUCUGAGGAUACAGGUGCCACGUUGUCAAUACUGGAGAGUGAGGCUUGCGAGCCAAUUGAACAGAUUUGUUGUCUUGCAAGAGUGGUGGAAUUAUUUUGCGGGGAAAACAAACCUUGGAAAUGCCGGUGCAAGGAACGACAAAAUGAUAAAGAUGGUACCGAUGAGACACUUGACAGGGAAAAGGAGGCAGCGCAUAAAGACGAUAGCCUGUUUGAGACGAGUUCUUUCACAAUAUUUGACAUUCAAGAAGAUGAUCCAGAGGAGGACAAGGAAAACACUGACGGUCAAAUCGGAACUAUUUGUAGCUCUGAGCCUUGCAAUGAGGACGUUCAAAUGAUUGACUUAACUGACGACAAAGGCAAACCGGACUCAACUUGUGACCAAGAAAGUACUCUCGAGAUAAGCACAAGCAGCGAGUCAAGCAUUGUAUUCAUAACUGACGGCGAGGAUGAAGGUCUCCCCAUCCGUGAAAAUGAAACUCCCAUCCAGACGCCAAAAGUUGCCACUGAGCUGUCAGAACCUGAGUACGAAUGUGAGCAAGAACACCCGAAAUCCACAGGAACGAUGCAGUCGAGCGCUUCAGUCUGUGAUGACAAACAAAAUGAAAGCACUGAGCACAACGUUGCCAUCCAGAUGACGGACCGUAAGGAAGGCUGUGCACAGGCUCAGUUAAAAUCUGCAGAUGUGGCAAAGUCUCAAAUGGAAAACAAAGGACAAACUCAAAUCAGUGCCACAGCUGACCUCCAGACAUCUUCCAGCAGCUGCACUGAACAAGAAACAGCUGAGAGAGGGCAGAAGAGACGAAGCAGCCAUCAUACAUUUUCUCCCUUUCAAAAGAAGUCAAAGAAAUGCAAACUCUCUGUUGACCUGAGCUCAGAGCAUGCUUUUCAUGGCGCUUCAAAAUGUGAGAAGACUCUGGUCGAUGCAGUGGAAGCACAGCCUUUAAGCUCAAAUGUUAGAACUGUGGAACUGGUACUGUUUGGCUCAGCGCAGCAAGGUAAGUGUGCUGUAAUCGGUAAGAGGAAGAGUCAUGCUUUUCCAGGAGAUGAAACAAAUCGGCCUCCAGAAGUUGUCUCUGUGCAUCUCAGCCCCUUGAAGAGGAAGUCCAGUGAGGCCGUGCAAAGGAAACAGUCACUAAAACAAUGUCUUCAUGAAAAAUGGAGGCAAAGUUUACCACCAGCUGAACUUUGGCACAGAAACAAACUGAAAAGGCAGAAACGUCUGUCUGCCUUUGUUCCUGGGGUGAGCCUCAAGAGGGAGAACUCUGAGAUGAGAGUCUUACAUGCAAACAGCAAGAGGUGCCGGAAUCUGAAGAGGAAGAGGUCCCUGUCUAUUAGACUCAAAACCGGCAAAGUAAAGAAACCCAAUCAGCCCGAUGGUCGUGAGAGAAGUGACACUAAAAAUGGAAGCAGCAAGAUCAUGCCUCUCCAGGAGAACGUGUUGAAGUUCUGUGUAUUACCCAAAACCUUCGACUUCAAAGAUGGAUCCCACAGGAGGAAGGAACCCACCGAUUGUGCUCCAGAUAAGCCAAACCAUGCUAAGGAAAAGCACCAGCACUCCAGUAAAAGCCACUUCAAGGUCAAAGGGUCAUGGUGUCCAAAUCCUGAGGAGAGGUACAAACCUCUGUGUCCGUCUCCUGUUCCCAAGACCGCCAGCGUCUUCUACGAGUUCCAGAAGAAAUAUGUGAAGAAGGUUCAGUCAUCUACAGACAAACAACGUGACUGACUUUGCUGUCUUUUCCCGAAAGUUCUCCAUUUGGGACUUUUUUUUUUUUUUUUAAUCCAGAUUGUUACAGAAAUAUUUUCUUUAUUUUUUUUGUACUUUACAUAAAAUGUCCAGUAAUAUCUGCAGUAGUUUACAUGCAGGUAAAGAGUUCCCAGAAACGUUUUUCAAUGUAAAAUGUAUAUAUUUCAGCGAGCUAUUUAUAUUUUUUUACUUUGAUAUUUGCAUGUAGACAUAUAUUUAUGUACAUUUUAAGUAUUUUCUCACAGUCAGAACUAAGCCUUUUACUACAAAUGUAAAACACUGAUUGUGAAUCACUUGAAGCCAUCAGUUUUUUUUUCUUUUUGACAGGCUUUUAGAAUUUGGCAAAAAACAUCUUGCCACAGUAUCAUUGCAGUAUUAUUUAGACGAUGCAGUACGAAACAGCGUCGUCCUGCCUGCGCCUCAUGCAUGGAGCUGCAUUCAGGCUCGCCCAGGGGAAAAGAAAAACAAGUCACAGGGACACAGCUGAAGACAAUGUUUAGCUUUGUGUUGUUGUUUUUUUUCCUUUUACACCCUGUAGCACUGAGUUAGAAGACGAUGUUGCAUUUAAAGAUUCACACAAAACCUAAAGGGACCAUGAAGAAGUCGUUAUUGUUUACAUUGCAAGUGUCUGUAAUACAGACGUGUAGAUGCUGUACAUUCACCAGUUUCUUGUGUGGUGUUGUUAAUACGAAAGCACAGAAGCAGAUACGAGACUGUGACGGUGUUUUUGGUUUGUCAUUAUGCGUACUGCUAAAAAGUGCAGAAUGUUCCUGUCAUUAUCUGACUACCUAAUAGCUCUGUUUCCUAAAGUGCAAAGUGAGCAUUGAGGAGCCGUCGCACAUUCCUUAGAACACGAUUUGCACUGACACAAAUUUCCUUUGUUAACAUUCGAAUGACGUUUUAAUGUGAAAUACACUGUGGUGCUAAUGCUCAGACGAGACUGUUGUAUGAUUUAGAAUUUGUUUUUCAGCACGGGAAGACCACUUGUAGGCUCUCUCUUUAUUCUCUCCCCUCCUCUGCAGACACGAUGCACAAGCUUAUCUGGCUGGAUUCGCUAAGAGGUUCCACUCUUCUACUAAAACCCUAAAUUAGCUGAAAUAUUGACCUGCUAUCAGCAACGUCUGGCAGGUGAAGGUUGCUCUGACCAAACACUUCAGUUCCUUUCUCUCAACGGUUUUCUGCAAACUGGCGCUCGUGUAACUACUUAUCCACUUUAUGAGGUUCACCUUGCCAGUAGUGGGUUGGACCCAUUUUUUGCCUCCAGAACUGCCUUCUCUCUUUGUGGCAUAGAUUCAGCUACAUACUAGAAACAUUCAGUACAGAUUUUGGUCCAUAUUGACAUGAUGACAUUGCGCAGAUUUGUCGGCUACACAUUUCAGAUGUGAAUCUCUGUUUCCACCUGUUGUGGAAGAACUGCUGUACUUUGUAUGUACCCAGUGAGUUCUGUUGAACUGAAAUAAAGAGACCUGAGAAAGUAAA
Molecule: messenger RNA, 3249 nt
Organism: Stegastes partitus (bicolor damselfish)
Lineage: Eukaryota; Metazoa; Chordata; Actinopteri; Pomacentridae
Exons: 3
Coding region: 358-1749 (463 amino acids)
Source: RefSeq, a predicted model, not a curated record